AUGAAAGCCGUACUGUUGACAUUAAUGCUAGAUAUGAAAGGUUUAUUACACCAUUUUUAUUCUUCAUAUUUUCUUACUUUUAUACCUCGUGUUGUUAGUUGGACAAGCCGCACCAAAAUAUCCAACAACAACAGACGUGAAUCAAUGCCUAUUCAACAUGAAUAUGAAUCUGAAGCUCAUCGUAUAUUUCGUUCAUAUAAAUCACAUACACAUCAAGAUCAAACAACACAAUCAGUUCAUGAAGUUCCUGGAAUAGUACAACCUGGAAGUACAGGUGUCUUAUAUGUGACUGAUCGAGCAAUGAAAAAUGGUUUUACAUAUGGAGCAAAUGAUUGGGCAAAUUUUGGACAAGGAGCGCCAGAAACUGGACAAAUUGAAGGUAAGCCGGUUUUUUUAUCGAACUACCCUUACCUACUGCGAAUGCUAAAAGAGUGAGUGUCGGAGAAAGUGGCGAUGGUGCGUGUGGUUUUAUGGGUUUAUUUAACGAAAUUCUGAAAGUAAUCACCUCAAAAUUGGCGGAUUUAUGUCAGAUGUUGUAGAAUCAGUUGAAAAUAAACUAUGAAAAUUGAAAAUAAAAAUAAAAUAAAAUCUGAAACUAUUAGAUCUUGAUGUUGGCGACUUCAGGAGUCUCGAGUAUUAAAGGACACGAAUGCAAUGAGGAAUAAAAGCCAGAGAGGGGGACGAAAAUUGGGUUGCGGAUUAAAGUUUUAACGACUUUUUAACAUUAAAAGUUUUUUUCGUACAAAGUGUAAGCUUUGUAACCUUUUAUUACAGUCGACAGAUUUGAGUGAAUUUUUAAAAAACUCUUAAAAAUCAGCGAGGGAGUAGAUAAUCUGUUUGCUACGGCUUCUCUGUCAAAGGACUCAAGGUGAUUAAGGGUCGAAAAUCAAAAGGAACCUUACCUUAUUUUUUUCGUGCCCGCUGGUCUUCGUGCAAAAACCCUUCGCUGCCUUUUAUUGGUCAAAUGGUAACCUGUUUUGUGAUUUUCUAUUUCAACAAAGACUUUUAGCCAACACCAAGUCUAUAUUCUUAUUCGUGAGUGGAAACCGAAUCGAAUGAGGGAUCACACAACUUGACCAACAGAUUUUUAUUUUGUAAUCUCAAGAAGUCAUUUUCACGGGACACUGAUGCACGAAAAGUUCUUUGUCUUGAAAUGGUAUGAUCCCUCAAUACGUUCCAGUUUUCAAUGGGGAUUACAAGUGUCUACUUAGUUUAGUAUGAAAAUAUCUCAUGAAAGAGAAGAUCGUAGAAUAAAUCCACGUUUGAGCAGUAAAGUCAACAAAAAUUAUUCGGAAGAUAGAUAAAAUAUCCCAAGACUGACUUUCAUCAUGGUUUUGUUGCGUAAAUGUUCAAUACUAUUAUGUGAGAACACAAUAGUCCUUUAAAAGCCCCCCCAGAAUGAAAUCUUUUUGUAUCACAAAAUCAAUUUAGAGACAAGCACAUGGAAAGAUAGCCUGGAGUGUCUACUUUCAGAAUCUGCAUCGCUUUUGGGUCCAGAACUGGUUUUUCGUGGUUUUCGAGCAAGUUUUAUAGAAGCCUUGAAAACCAGAGUCUUCAGAUAAUAAUUUUUUUCUGGAUACGCUCGGAUUUUACGCAAGUAAAGUUUUUCUGAACACGUCGAUUUUUAGAGUAGACUUUUUUGAUCAAAAUAAAACGUUGUACAACUGUGUGAUCUUGCAUUUAAAAAUUACAAGCAUCUUCCUAUACGUCCUAAGAUACACCAACGGAUGCAUAGUGUUUUCUCUCAAAACACGUUUUUUGUUCGAACAUGUCCAGUGAGGGACACUUUUUUUAAAUAUACUUCAAGCUAGAGAUCUCGGGUUGCUUUUAUUUUAAACCAGACACCUAACGGCGUGGACUGACGGCAGCCGAUUUUUGAAUUAUGCCGUAGUUUACUAGAAAAUCAAAGAUCUUCGGAAAAUCCGAAAGGGUUUUUGGAGCUUUUGAGGAUCUUGAACCUGUAGAAGACGAACAAAGACCUAAAUCAAAAAUCUGAUCCCAUCAGUCCACGCAAACAGAUGUCUAGUUUAAAAUAAAACCAGCCCGAGAUCUCUAGCUUGAAGUAUAUUUAAAAUGUGUCCCACAGUGGAGGGUGGUUUUUGACCUUGGACUCUGGAAACGGUAAGAGAUAGCAAGGAAAGAAAAAUUCAUAACCACCCCUUAAUAUGGCAAAUAUUUGCUGAAAGCGUCAUCAAAAUCAGAUAUAAGACAAAAAAGUUUUUUUCUGAGGGGGUGGCUCUUAAGAAGUUAUUGACUCAGAAUAAAGAGUGCCUCAGAAGUUAUUCUUACAAUCUGGUGGCAAAGAUCGAUCGUAAAUAUUUUUUCAAAGUAACGCAGGUAGCUUGAAACCCAGCGGUUUGUAAUGCAGGGCGUGGGACAGCAUACGUGGGUGCUAUUGACUGAGACAUUUUGGAAUUCUAUAUGAGUUUUUUUUAGCAGAACUAGUGCCUUCAUACAAACAAGCACCGAACCCAGAAAAUAUUUAGACUCUAUACAAGGCUAUUUUCAAAAACACCUGGUCUCAGUCCGAUUAAAAGCCGCGUGGGACCGGGAACAUCCUGCAGAGCCGGAACCGUCUCGCAGAUCUUUAGGUUCCGGUUCUA
Messenger RNA from Didymodactylos carnosus, 2603 nucleotides. The record is from the annotation of a GenBank genome assembly. NCBI's taxonomy places the organism in Eukaryota, Metazoa, Rotifera, Eurotatoria, Philodinida, Philodinidae.